Molecule: messenger RNA, 1280 nt
Organism: Eutrema salsugineum
Lineage: Eukaryota; Viridiplantae; Streptophyta; Magnoliopsida; Brassicales; Brassicaceae
Product: ethylene-responsive transcription factor CRF6
Exons: 1
Coding region: 135-1070 (311 amino acids)
Biological process (GO): regulation of DNA-templated transcription
Molecular function (GO): DNA-binding transcription factor activity; DNA binding
Source: RefSeq, a predicted model, not a curated record
UGUUCCUACGAAACGGCGAUACUCCUUUAGCCUUUUGACUCUUCUCUUUCUCUCUCUCUCUCUCUCUGCAACUCAAACAGUGAAAACAGAAAAAAAAUCUGAAUAACUCUCUCUCUGUCUCUCUCUAGUAACCCAUGAGAGAGCGAGAGAUGGAGAGACGAAAUAGAAGAGUCAAGUUCACAGAGCAUCGUACGGUCACAUCUGUGCCAGCUAAGCCAUCUAACGGCUCUCCACGAGUGGUCCGAAUCACUUAUACAGACCCUUUCGCCACUGACUCUUCCAGCGACGACGAUGACGUCACGGUUGCCCCGAGAGUUAAACGUUUUGUGGAGGAGAUAAGAUUCGGCGAAGCCCAAUCCUCGUCCGCCGUGAGGAAAAACCGAUACAAGGUGGAGAAAGGCGGCGGUGCAAGAAAUGAUGACGUGUCAGCGUCAGCGAACCCAAGGAAGUACAGAGGCGUGAGACAGAGGCCGUGGGGAAAAUUCGCGGCGGAGAUUCGGGAUCCGUCGAAAGGUUCUCGGGUUUGGCUAGGGACUUUCCUCACGGCGGAGGAAGCUGCUUUGGUUUACGAUCGAGCUGCGAUUGAUAUCAAAGGUCAUAACGCACAGACGAAUUUUCUAACUCCUCCUCCGCCGCCGGAUAAGAAGCCGGUUAUCGAUCUAACGACGGUUUCCAGCUGCGAUUCCGGGAAAGAUUCUCGCCAGAGCCUCCACUCUCCGACCUCUGUUCUUCGAUUCAACGUCAACGAGGAAGCAGAGUAUAGAACAGAGCUGGAGAAUGAACCAAUCGAGCUAUCGCCGGAGACAAAGUCGACCGUCGUUGAAGAAUCGAAGGAGAGCUUGUUUCCGGAUUCGUAUUCGUUGCCGGAUUUAUGUCUCGCCGGCGAAUAUUUCUGGGAUUGCGAAAUCGCUCCUGACCCGUUGUUUCUGGAUGAAAUUGAGAUCCAUCAACCGUUCUCAAACAUGGAGAUUCCGAAAGAAGAGAAUGAUCCCGAAGAUUUCUCUUUCAAUUUGAACGAAGAUUUUGAUUCUUCCCUAUGGGACGUCAACAAUUUCUUCGAGCCUAAUUAAAAUCUGACGCGGAUGCAUCUUGAUGUGUAAAUAAUAAUAUAGGAGUAUUAAGUUAAGAUAAAAUGUCAGUGUUUAAUUAUGAAUGUUUUGGCCCGUUUUAGAGACUGCAAUUUCGUUAUUUGCUUACUCUCUGAGAGUGUGUCAACAUGAGGAAGCAGUAUAUACGAUUUUUGUCUAUAAUGUCUAAUUUUCUAUAUAAAUAUGGAUUAA